AUGGCCCGUAAAGGCGGAAACUCAACUCAGCGGAUGGCACCGCCGCCAACAACCAACGGAUUGGCCACAACGCACGGGAAUGCGAACCUGCCACCACCAUCUACCAUCGCGGCCCAGAUCGUCCAAAAUGCUUCCAAUCUGCAUGCUCGCCAUGAUGCUGCAACCAAGGUCUCGUUCGGAGAGCUUGUCAAGGAGUUCUUACAACACCCAAGCACCGACGAACCAGAUCCCCAACUCGUUGCACUGAUUUGCGUCAUUGCUGAAGCAGGUCUGGAGGGCCUCUUCAAGGACGACCCGUUCGCCCAAGACCAACAGAAGGAAAAAGGCAUCGACAGCAUAUCCGCGCUGCAGCUCAUUAUUCGAAAGAAGCCACAUCUACUGCUGAGCAUCAAAGAUGCCGAAGAAGAAGGAAAUCCGCAGCCGCCACUGUUCGUAUGGCUCUUUCCAAAAUUAAUCGGCCUGCUGUCACAUGUGACGAUGCAACCGCUGCAUCAGCAUGCUCGAGACCUUCUCGGGCUUUCUCUCGAAGUCUUGCUACAGAAUCCGUCAUUUUGGCAACAUGCAACUAGCGUGGCGACUUUGUACAGAUCCUCCAUUCAAUGUAUGUACAGUGGACACUCUUUCUUGACAACACUAAGCGAAUUCUAG
This is a messenger RNA of Parastagonospora nodorum SN15, 648 nucleotides long. RefSeq lists its product as hypothetical. Bases 1 to 648 code for a protein of 215 amino acids. The transcript has a single exon. The record is from RefSeq and is a predicted model, not a curated record. NCBI's taxonomy places the organism in Eukaryota, Fungi, Ascomycota, Dothideomycetes, Pleosporales, Phaeosphaeriaceae.